Ustilaginoidea virens is the source of this 354-nucleotide messenger RNA. RefSeq lists its product as uncharacterized. The record is from RefSeq and is a predicted model, not a curated record. The transcript has a single exon. The coding region runs from base 1 to 354 and encodes 117 amino acids. Lineage: Eukaryota; Fungi; Ascomycota; Sordariomycetes; Hypocreales; Clavicipitaceae.
AUGUCACCUGCUGGCAGCGUGGCCGCCGGGUCCGAUGUCGCCUUUGUUUCCGAUGCCGUCUUCCGAGACGACGAGGCAGGAGCACCAGGUGGGAAGGAGCGACAUGCUCAGCCUCAUGGGCUCUUUCUCCCUCGCCAGGCGCUGUUCAUUCAGCUCGUAGCCUUGGCCAGUUCAAUACAUACCACAUGCAUGCUGCCGCGCCUUUUUUCUGAAAAGUACCGGGUGCUCACGCUGUCCUGUCGAGGAAGCGACUGGAACCACCACGACAGCGACGCGCAUCAGAACACGGCUGCACGCCGCAACGGGGCUCCUCUCUGUCCUGUCAUGGGUGGCCAGGUAGGUACCUAUAGGUAG